AUAGUACUCGGAGCUAAUCCAAACACCAAACUCAAACAAAUCCAAUCCAAAUCCAAAAAAAAAAGAUUUAAAAACAGAAACUUGUGUCUUGACGAUGAUGAUGGGAUUGGGAGGUGCAAUGGGAACAUUUGGUUCGAGCAUGGCAAGUCUGUUCUUCCUCUGGGCAACAUUUCAGCAAAUGUUCCCUGAUCACCUCAAGAUCGCAAUCAAAGAGUUCCUUUUGUCUACACUCCAACAAGUCUCAUUCGUCCAAAGAUUCUCCGACCACAUCAUUAACUUCUUCUCUCCUUACGUUGUCAUCAGCUUCCCAGAGUACGAAGGGUACUACCAUUUCAACCACGCUUUCGCUGCCAUCGACACUUACCUUGGUGCCAAAGCAAUCGACAAAGCCCAUAAGCUCAAGGCAAGUCAGGUCAAAGAGAGCAAAGGUCUAGUCCUGAAACGUGACGAGGCUAAAGUCAGAGAUGUGUACCAAGGUGUUCAUGUCUGGUGGGAGACUGUGACUAGUACUGAUGGAUAUAGAACUCAGAAGCUCACUUUCCAUAGACGUGGGUUGGAGAUUGUGACCGGAUCUUACAUUAAGCAUGUGGUGGAAGAAGGGAUAUCAAUCGAGGCAAAGAGCAAGAAGACGAAGCUGUUCACGAACAACCCUAGUUCCAACUGGGAUGCUACUAACAAAGGAAGCUUGUGGAGACACAUUGAUUUUGAGCACCCGGCGAGUUUCAAGACUUUGGCUAUGGAUCCUACGAAGAAAGAAGAAGUUCUGAACGAUCUCGAGGCAUUCAGAAACGGGAAAGAUUAUUACAAGAAGAUUGGGAAAGCUUGGAAAAGGGGUUACCUAUUGUAUGGACCACCAGGGACCGGUAAAUCCACAAUGAUCGCGGCUAUGGCGAAUCAUUUGAACUAUAACAUCUACGAUAUCGAACUCACGGCUAUUAAAACUAACUCGGAGUUGAGGAAACUUCUCACCGCGACAUCAAGCAAGUCAAUGAUUGUGAUCGAAGACAUCGAUUGUUCUGUAGACCUAACGGGCAAGAGAAAGAAGGGAGACGGUGACUUGAGAGUCAAGAAAGAAGGUGAACAAAGGAAAGAAGAUCAGGACCAGAGCAGAGUCACGCUCUCUGGGCUUUUGAAUUUCAUUGAUGGUAUAUGGUCGGCUUGUGGUCAGGAGAGGAUUAUUGUUUUCACGACGAAUCAUAUGGAGAAACUAGACCCGGCUUUGAUCAGGAGAGGAAGGAUGGAUAUGCAUAUUGAGUUGUCUUAUUGUAGUUUCGAGGCGUUCAAGGUUUUAGCCAAGAACUACUUGGAUGUUGAUUCUCAUCCUCUGUUUGGUGAAAUUGAGUCUUUGCUCAAGGAUACAAAGAUGGCUCCAGCUGAUGUCGCUGAGAAACUGAUGGCCAAGAAUCAAACAGUAGAUGUUGACGGGUCCCUUACAGACUUGGUUCAGAGUUUGGAGAGGAGGAGGAAGGAACAGAGAGAUCAAGAUGAUGAUGAUCACAAGAAGAAACCUGGUGGCAAGAAACUCGGAAUGUUUCGUGGAUUGUUUUAGGACAACCUCCGACUUUUAUCUAUCUUAUAAUCUUUAUGUAAUAAUAGUCUGAUAGACUCUAUUAUUGUCUUCAGCAUGUUAGUAUGUUACUACCUGAAUUUAUCCUGUCUGAAAGUGAUAAAUGAGCUUUAAGAAAAUUGUGUUUUUGA
Raphanus sativus (radish) is the source of this 1698-nucleotide messenger RNA. RefSeq names its product AAA-ATPase At3g28600. The transcript has a single exon. Gene Ontology annotation, molecular function: ATP binding; ATP hydrolysis activity. Lineage: Eukaryota; Viridiplantae; Streptophyta; Magnoliopsida; Brassicales; Brassicaceae. The record is from RefSeq and is a predicted model, not a curated record. Bases 95 to 1549 code for a protein of 484 amino acids.